AUUUUCUGCUAAUCUUUAGAUCAAAAAUCAACAAAAACAUCAACAAAGGUGAACACAUAGGAAGGAGGAAAAAUCAGAGAAACAAUUAAUGUAUAUUUCCUGUUAUUCAACAAGUUAAAUUGAUUUGAACCAGAAAAGAAAACACCAUUGGAAAUAAAUUACCUUUGAUAGUUGGACAUCAGCUGAUGAAAAAAAAAUCAGAAUUGAACAAAAUUAUCCUUUGCCAUUUUUGAUUACGGAAGUUUGGUUGAGUGAUCCUUUUAUGUAUAUUCAUAUUUAGCAUCAUUGUUACCUGUUGUUGCUGUUAUUGUUGAUUUUUGUUACUCAACUUGAAGCUCAUCAUGAUUCUGGAAGCAAUUAUAUAGUCAAUUCAUCACCAUCAUCAUUAUAUUGUAAUAAUUUAAUUCAUUCAAUAUUUUCUGUUUCGCAUUUAACAACAUGGUUCGUUGAUUGUCCUUGCGUAUCUUUCGGUGUUGGUUAUUGGGUGAGAACAGAAAAAAAGUUUGUAAAAGAGAAGCAGAGACGAGAGAGAGAGAGAGAGAAUCUUUUGUGUGUCAUCAAUUUGAUCACAAUUAAAGGAAGAUAAAAGGAAGAAGAAGACAAUCAAGUCCAGCCCUUGGAAAGAGAUGAAAAAAAUUCAAUCAAAUGAUGAUAUUCAUUUGGAGAGAUUUCUGUCUUUCAUCAGCAACAAUCAACUUUUACUUUUCUAAAUUGUAACCAUAAUGUCACCAAAAUUGUCGCCAUCUUAAUUUACUCAAUAUUCAUUGAUAAUAUGAGUUAAUUUUUUUUGUUUCAAUCAAAUGAUUUGGUUCAUUUUCAUAUUGUAAUUAAGAGUUACCUUUAAGACCAUGAGAUUGGAUUCAUUUAAAUGUCCUUUUCAUAUUAAUUCAUCUUCUUUUUCUGAUCACCUAAAGGAUCAAUUACAAUCUAAAUUGUUUCUACUUUUUCUAAUUGUGUUAAUUGUUCUCACAUGGCUGGUCCCCUGUUCUCGGAAUCAAUCGUUCUACCCACAGGUGACCCUCACUCAGGGAAUUCUAAGAGGUCGACCCAUGAGAACGGAAGAUGAUAAAGAGUUUUUCGGUUUUCUUGGAAUUCCUUAUGCUAAACCUCCGAUUGGACCGUUAAGGUUCAAGCAACCAGUUCCACACUCUGGUUGGUCUGGAUUAGCCGAUGCUUGGACCUACAAGGAAGGAUGCCCUCAGUGGGAUUCUCGUGGUGUCGAUAUCGGAAAUGAAGAUUGUCUUUACCUUAAUGUUUACACUCCGAGUGUUGAGAAAACACCAUUUAAUAAUUUUCUCUAUCCUGUGAUGGUUUUCAUUGGCGCUGGAACUUUCGAAACGGGAGACAGUGCACUUUAUGGACCACAGAAAAUUAUGGACAAGGGAAUUGUUUUGGUCACUUUUAAUCAUCGAAUUGGAUUAUUAGGUUUCAUGAGUUCAGAUGACGAAAGUGCUCCAGGCAAUUGGGGAUUAUAUGAUCAAUUGCUUGUUCUCCAAUGGAUUAAGAAUAACAUUGAAAGUUUCGCUGGUGAUCCAAAUAGUGUCACCAUUUUCGGACAAGGGGCUGGAGCUGCUUCUGUUUUCUUUCACCUUUUAUCACCUUUAUCGAAAGGUUUAUUUCACAAAGCGAUAAUGGAAAGUGGUUCUGGUCUUUGUGAUUGGGCAUUACAAUCAGAUCCAUGGGAUUAUGCAGUUCAAAUUGGUCAAAGAUUAAGAUGUCCAGUUGCUCCUCGUGAAACAUUAGUCGACUGUCUAAGAGUUGUACCAACACUUGAUUUACUUCGUGCUCAAAAUAACGGUAAAAUUCUAGGUGAAUAUCCAAUCAAACCAGUACCCGUAGUGGAAAAGGGAACCACUAAUCGUUUCUUACCUCAAGAUCCAUGGCAAUUGUUAACCAGCGGAAUAAUCAAUAGAGUUCCAACUUUGAUUGGUUAUAAUACUCAAGAAACACUUUUCUUUUAUCCAGUUAUCGAACGUUUUAGGGAGGAAAGUGGAAAAUCUCAUGAGAAAUUAACUUCACAAUUUCUUGAUUGCUGUACACCAUUUAAAGGAAGAUCAAAAGAUCGAGUCUCACCAUUAAUAUACUAUGAAUAUUUCAAUAAAAUGGAUCCAUUCAAUUUAACUCAAGUAGCCACGAGAUUUAUAAACUUGACCACCGAUGCUUUAUUCAUCAGCUGUAUCGAUGAAACUAUUCGUUUCUUACGAGAAUUAAACUUACCCGUUUAUCUUUACAAGUUUGAUUAUCGAGGACAAAACAGUAUGGUUGAGUUAAUCAUCUCGAAAGCUUUACUACCAAUGGACACUGGUCCUUCUCAUGGCGAUGAACUACUCUAUCUUUUUGACAUGAAAUUAGGAACUCGUCGAAAUCAACCUUUCCGGGAUAAGAAAGUUUCUCAGAGAAUCACCUCUCUAUGGACAGAUUUUGCCAAGUUCGGUUACGCUCCUCGAAUGGUGACCCAAGAGUAUCCUCGUUGGGAUAAAUUUGAUAUUAACAAUCCAAGAGCAUUGAUUAUCGGUGAAUCGAUGGGAAAUAUUAGUUUUCUCAAGACAAAAGAAGCAGAAUUUUGGUCGAAAAAUUUGAAAAACUUAUCCGGAAUUAAUCCUCACGUCUUAGCUCGUAUUCGUCAAGCUCGUCCCUUGUAUAAAACUCUUGCUUGGACCAUGAUUGGUGUUAGUCUUUCGCUUCUGAUUAUGGUCAUCUUAUUGUUAUCGAUACUAUUUUACCAAAGGAAAACGGCCAAUUUCAGAGCGGCAUUAGAGAAUGAACCUGAUAUAAGUAAAACCAUUUGGAAUGACUAUUUUGGACGGAAUCGAUUCCUACCACGAAGCAAUCCAACGAUAUCUUCAAUGUUCAUCAGUUCCCCGAUUGUCUUUAAUACUCCAAAUCACUUUGAUUCAAUUCCCGAAUCGUCAUCAGUUGGAUCAAGUGGUGAUCUUGACAAAUAAUUAAGGUGUUGAACGAAUUAAAUUGUCCAAAACUGUACAUUAUAUGAUCAAUUUACAAUAAAAUUCAAAUCACUUUUUAUAUAUAUGAUAUAAAAUUACA
Messenger RNA from Panonychus citri (citrus red mite), 3045 nucleotides. RefSeq names its product carboxylesterase 4A-like. The record is from RefSeq and is a predicted model, not a curated record. Lineage: Eukaryota; Metazoa; Arthropoda; Arachnida; Trombidiformes; Tetranychidae.